Molecule: messenger RNA, 567 nt
Organism: Pyricularia grisea
Lineage: Eukaryota; Fungi; Ascomycota; Sordariomycetes; Magnaporthales; Pyriculariaceae
Exons: 1
Coding region: 1-567 (188 amino acids)
Biological process (GO): endosome organization
Cellular component (GO): BLOC-1 complex
Source: RefSeq, a predicted model, not a curated record
AUGUCGUCCUCGUCCCAUCAGCAAAAUGCCGUGCCCAUCGAUCAGCUUGGCCUCGCGGAAGAGGAUGCACUAGCGCUACACCAAGCCCAGGCGCACAUCAACAGAGGCGGCGGUGCGGGUUCAUCUUCCUCACGUGCGGCCAGCAGGGCCUCCUCACAAGGCCUCCUCAUGAUGGACACAAGUUCCCUGCGACAAUUGGGCCAUCAUUUUGACCGCGUGGUUCGGGGAAUCCAGGAGCGCAUCCAGCACUUGACGGAACAGUGCGAUGCGGCUACUCGCGCCAUGUAUGACGAAGCGGGUAACCUGGUAGCAGACGCCGAUGCGGAAAUCGCACGGUAUCAUCGCAUCAUGGCAGAGUUGGAUGACCUGGAUCUCGAGUUCGACCGCAUCGAAAAUAUCCGCGAGAUUGUGAGAGGGUAUCGCCAAAGAGCUGCCGAUCUCGAGCGCGAAUUAGCCAUGAGCACCGGAUCGUCAACCUCGCGUCGCCAUCAUCAAUCCAGCAGCAGCAGUCGUCACCACCACCAUGGACACAAGCAUGGACAUUCGAGCUCAAGAUCUCGACACUGA